This is a messenger RNA of Plectropomus leopardus (leopard coralgrouper), 6041 nucleotides long. RefSeq names its product sodium/potassium/calcium exchanger 3-like. Gene Ontology annotation, molecular function: calcium, potassium:sodium antiporter activity; calcium channel activity. The record is from RefSeq and is a predicted model, not a curated record. Gene Ontology annotation, biological process: calcium ion transmembrane transport; intracellular calcium ion homeostasis. Lineage: Eukaryota; Metazoa; Chordata; Actinopteri; Perciformes; Serranidae. Gene Ontology annotation, cellular component: plasma membrane.
UCUCCCUCCCUCAGCACUCAGCAGACGGACGCCUCCAUGGAGGGCUCGUGCAGCAGUCCUCCGCCUUACUACUUCCAAAACCACAUUUCGACAUGACUUAAGAAACGAAACCCGGCACCUCCAGCAGCCAGACGCUCACCGAACAGCCCGCAGCAUCCCAGCGGUACCAAUUUACAACUUUUUUUUCUUUUUUUAACACCCUCCUGAUCCUGUCAAACCCCUCCCCUGUACUUUUUACACCCGCUCCGGGGAGAUAAGUCAAUUCCCAGGGAAAUUUAAGGUUUUUUGUUUUUGUUUACUUCGGGGAUCUGCAUGGAUGUGGCAGCCGUAGAGGGGAUGUCUCUGCCGGGUAUCCGACUCCGGAAUCGGCCGACGCAAGUGAUGCCGAACCAGAGGAAGGUCAAAGCGAGACGGAAAAGACGAAAGGAGUUGGUUUUAAUCCAGAUAUGCUUGUUCGGCGGUUUGCUGCUGGUCGUCAAGGGGUUUUCCUACUUAGCGGAAAAUUCAGGUUUCGAUGUCUCCAGCCACAGCAGCAGUGAUCAGGAGAGAUGGGGCGGGAGGAGGCUGCUGCAGGAAAUGGACAACAGCAGCCUGGAGGAAACGGAGAGUGAGGGAUCUAAGAACUGCACUGCUCCAGCUCUGCACGAAUUCCCUACAGACCUGUUCACAAACAAAGAGAGAGCAGAAGGAGCUGUGGCCCUGCAUGUCCUAUGUACUAUUUACAUGUUCUGUGCUCUGGCCCUCGUCUGUGAUGACUACUUCGUCCCCUCCCUGGAGAAGUUGUGUGAGCGUCUCCAUCUCAGUGAGGACGUAGCAGGUGCCACCUUCAUGGCCGCUGGCAGCUCAGCUCCCGAACUCUUCACAUCCAUCAUAGGCGUGUUCAUCACCAAAGGUGACGUUGGUGUCGGGACCAUCGUGGGUUCAGCUGUCUUCAACAUCCUCUGCAUCAUCGGUGUGUGUGGCUUCUUCGCUGGCCAGGCAGUGAAGCUAUCUUACUGGGCUCUACUCCGAGAUUCAAUUUAUUACAUCUUUUCCAUCACCGCCCUCAUCGUGUUCAUCUACGAUGAGAAGGUGUGCUGGUGGGAGUCUCUUGUUCUGAUUCUCAUGUAUGCAGUUUACAUCCUCAUCAUGAAGUUUAACAACAGGGCACAUCGCUACUUUGACCGUCGAAAGAAGACCUCUGUGAAUCUGUCCAACGGUCUGACAGGAAGCACUGAUCUGGAGGACAACGUCACGUGUGAUGCCACUGCAGUCCUGCUCAAGAAAGCUAACUUCCACUGUAAGCCGUCUGUGCUGAUGGUGGAUGAGCUGCUGUCUGCGUACCCCCACCAGCUGUCUUUCUCCGAGGCCGGCAUGAGGAUCAUGAUCACCAGUCACUUCUCCCCCAGAACCCGCCUUACCAUGGCUUCUCGGAUGCUCAUCAAUGAGAGGCAAAGACUGAUCAACACAACUGAGACUCGAGUCAACCGCAUCACUAACGGCGACUCUGACUCCGCCGCCAGGGCUCAGGGGAGGCGGGGCUUAGAGAACGGGAUGGGUGGAGCUGAGCAGGGUCUGAAUGGGAGGUGCAGACUUCAGCGACUGGAGUCUGGGAACGAGACAGAGAACGAAAAUGAAGAUAAUGAGAACAAUGAGAACGAUGAGGAAGGAGAGGGAGAAGAUGACAAUAAUGGCCCUCUGGUGCCGUUCAAAAUUCCAGCUGGGGUGUGUAACAAGCUGAAGUGGCUUUUGAUGUGGCCUCUGUCACUGCUUCUGUUCUUCACCGUGCCCAACUGUGCCAAGCGGCGCUGGGAGAGAUGGUUCAUGGUCUCCUUCUUCACCGCCACCAUCUGGAUCGCUGGCCUCUCCUACAUCAUGGUCUGGAUGGUGACUGUGAUCGGCUUCACUUUGGGCAUUCCUGACGUUAUCAUGGGCAUCACCUUCCUCGCAGCAGGCACCAGUGUCCCGGACUGCAUGGCGAGUGUUAUAGUCGCACGGCAAGGUCUGGGAGACAUGGCCAUCUCCAACUCCAUAGGCAGUAAUGUGUUUGACAUCCUGGUAGGCCUGGGCCUGCCCUGGGCGCUGCAAACACUCUGCAUCGACUACGGCUCCAUCAUCCAUCUCAACAGCAGAGGACUCAUAUUCUCUGUUGGACUCCUUCUAGCUUCAGUAUUCGUCACAGUUCUCGGUGUCCAUUUAAACAAAUGGACUCUGGACUGGCGGCUUGGCUUGGCCUGCCUCAUCAUGUAUGCCAUCUUUCUAUGCUUCUCCGUCCUUAUCGAGUUCAACGUCUUCAUCUUCGUCAACCUCCCCAUGUGCUCAGACAUCCACUGACCUCCCCCCUCUUCUGUUUCUUUGUCUUCUUCUUCUUCCUCUGGUUCAUGGAGGAAAUCUCACCUGGCUUCCAGUUUCUCUGCGCCUUGAAACCAAGUCUUACCUUUGAUUUUUUUCAAAUAGAAAAAGUAGAGCUCUAUGAUUUAUCUUUGGUGCAAUACACACAAGACAGAAGACACCGGAAGUUUUUUUGGGGACCGGAUCGAAGGCGCGAUAGAGAGUCCCAGCAGCCAAGAUUGCUGCCAAUCGUCUCAUGAACCGAAAGGUUGGCUGGAGUUAACUGUAUUAACACCAACAGUUAGGUUACUGUUGGUGAAGAAGCUGCUACUGUAACUGACUGGUGGAAAAAGAGAGAAAUCCUGCGCUCACAGCGAUUUUAAGCUGGAUUGUUUGUUACUCUUUGUACAAGUUUGGAUAUAAGCACACGAUUAAGGUAUUUUUAAGUACUUUCUCUGUAUAUAUUUGAGGAUUAUAUAAGUACUAACAUUAGCUGAUACAUGGGAUUCUCUUAUGCACAACUGGAUCAGUCUCGCCAAGCUGAAUGAUCCAACCACAGUAACAAUAUUGUUACGUUUUCCUUUAGGGAUUUGGUCUGCCAGUAAUACACUCAAAACGCUUCAACAUGUCUCUCAUGCUCAGUACCAGCCUACACAGCAUGCUGUGCUAGACACAACUUUAGCUUUGCACUGAAGGAGAGAAUCUAGAUAUUUAACACUAUUUCACAUAUAGAGUCUAUUCUUGUUUGUUUGUCUCUCUGCGGGCAUAUCUGUGUAGAUCUGGGCUUUAUUUCUCUGACGUAGGAAAGGGAUCUGCCUGCAAGGGACAUCCAGCACUGUCACUUUAUUGAUUAGAGAUUUUAUUCUGUCAUUGCAAAGCGUCUACAGGUACUCUAAAUAUAUAACUACUGAAUUAAAGUUCCCUCUAGACAGUAGACCUCUUGUACAUAUGAAAUUAGUCUCUGAGUUGAGUAUAACAUUGUUACUUCUUAAAGCCAAAAGUAUUUUUAGAAUAGGAGUAAGAGUCUUAGAUUUGGACUUAAGAGUCAGCUCGAGUGCACAGUGUGUGUGGGUGUGUGCGUGCAUGUGUGUGUGAGACAGUCUCGAGGGGAACCAAGGACAUCACUGUUACUGGGAAGACAUAAUCAUGAUUUAUUUAUGAAUUAAUUUAUUCAAAGAUCAUGUCUAACCACCAGUUUCAGCCCUUUGGAUCAUGUACAGUGUAUUAAAUGGAACGCCCUCCGCUCUUUGAUGACGGAGCUGUACAAUGUACUGUACCUAAUAUAUAAUCUAAGUACUGGAAACUGACUUGAUGUUGUUUAUAUUUAAGAUUAGAACUUUAUAAUUUAUAAGUUUUGUAUAGUUUGGAAAGAUAUUGCAACAUUUGUAUAUUGGUACAAACACGGUGUUUUUUGCCAAUGAUGCACGGCAGGGUUGAGUUGCCGUGGAAAUGUUCUGAUUUGAAGAGAUGGACUGAAAAUGCAAUCUUUGACUCUGUUUACACCUGGUAUUAACACGUCUCAGGUGAUCCCUUUGCAAGCGGACAGUUUUAAGUCCGUCUGCUUACACCUUGCAUUAGCAUGUGUCUCCACAUGUGUCUUGAGUGUCCACUUGUGAUCAGAUGUCACGUCCCCCUUCUACUUGCAAGCCAAGACCUAAGUCAUUUCCUUUGCAAAGACCAAAUGCAUUCUCAUAAAUUGCCAAAUUGUGAUAUGAUUCAUCCGGCUUCCAUUAUACAAACUCUUUGACCCAAAUGGAAACCAGACAAUGUGGCUGAAUCCAAAUGUCCACCCCUGGCGGACUUAGUUGUUUGUUCUGUGAUGUGUUUACUGUCAUCACGUAAAGUCUGCGAAGGCAAAAAACUUCAAGCCGCUGAUAGACAGUCCCGAAGUCUGUUUCACUCAUUGCUGUGGAAAUGUUUGAGCAAAAGCUACAGUCAUGUGAGCUGUGAUUGCUUUUGUCAUAUUCUGUCUGCUUAUCUGGACCUGCAGAUAACAAGAUAUGAAUCCCAUGUAGACUAUAGGCUUUUAUUGAGACUGAACUCAAUGAUAUUUUUACAGCUCUAUAGAGCAUAGAGGCUACACACAUUCAACUGCAGAAAUGUUGGUGAAUAAUGACUAGACUAAAUAAAUUGUUCUUACAUUGGAAGACCUUUUAUUGUUUUGGGCUAAUUUUUUUGCCCGUGUAUUUGGCAUUAUACUGCCUUUAGGGUAGGUUGCACUAAUAUAAUACAUUUUGAUGACUUUCAUAGCCUGUAAUUCUACAUAUUUCUGUGUCAGAAUGUGGUUGAAAAUGAUCUCUGGCCUUCAUGAUUCAAGUGUAAUACAAUAAUUACAUUAAAUGUUGUUUUUUUGGUUUUUUUAAGUCAGUCAUUGGAAAACAAAACAGUGUGGGUAAUUAACCACAAUCUUGUGAAGUCUGCACCUCACACUGACUACCUGGAAGUCUACAGAGUUUGCUUGAGGACCCUUGUGAACUGGGCGAAUAUGAAUUUGGACAGCCAUCAGCACUCCCAAACUUCCUGGGAAUGCACCCGCAAAGUCCACAUGUCUAGUGAAGUCCAGACAUUUGGAUUCAGCAUGUUUCUUCUGGUAUUAAUGUGGCCUUUUUUUGUCAUUUCGCUCUUUAAAACAACACAAUCGAUGCAGGAAUUAAUACCUACUCUCACCUAUGCAGAGGACAUCAUCUUAUUAGGCGGUUGAUGUGGCACAGGACAGAUUAGCGUACACCAAGAUGAAAGAAUAUGGUCAUAUGCCGCCCAGACCACCUCUAAAUGUGGUCUAAGCGAUUGGAUCUCAAGAUGCAUUGAGGACCCAUUAGGUGCAUUCGCACCUGUACUUAGAGCUGUCCACUUGUGAUCUGAUCACCCAGGAUGCAUGUUAAUAUCAGGCGUAAACACAGCUUUUGUCACUGGUCCUUACACGAGUGGAAGAUGUUAUGAAUCCCCUCGCAUGUUGAGCUAGUGAUAACUCAUGGAUGUGAAAGAUUCACUUUCAGAUAAACGUAAGUGCGUACUGAUGGCACACCACCCUUUGAACUCUCACAACAUAUUGUUUCUCAAACACAGUGCUUUAACUCUUGUGCCAUCCCUUGUAUUUGAGGCUUCAAAACCAACGCCUGUGGCCAUUCUCCUGCUUGUCUUUGAGCCAAAAAAAAACACCUUUGUCAACAGUAUUGCCACUCUGUUUCAGCAUGUGUUCAAACAAAAUGUGGAAGAUAUGUUUUUUAUUUUUACCUUGAAGGAUUCUCAUUGAGAAUUCUCCUGUUAAUAGAGUUGCUGAUUAAUAACAAAGCUGUCCUCUGUAGGUGGUCCUCCUGCAGCCACAAGAGAGCGCUGUAGAGCUGGGUUACAGCUUCGCAGAUGGCUGAUAUUUUACACUCAGUAGGAAUUGGUUGGGGGUAUAUUUUCAGGUAGACUACGUAGAGAUAAAUACUGGUCGGUGUGCAUGCCUCUCUCAUAAUUCAGAUUAUUUUGUGUGUAAUUUUAAUGCAUUUCCAAGAUCAAAAAGGCACUGUCUUGAUUAUGCUGUACAUAUCAAAGGGGUAUGCUAUUAGAAACACAGAUGUUGGAAUAACUUCUGAUGAGCAGUUAUACUGGAGAUAUAUACUGUAUUUAGAAUGUAGGUCUACAACAGUUAGUUUUCAGCUAAUUAAUGUCGUUUUAUGCUCAUGUCUUCUCGAUUGUUUGUAAAUCCUCAUUUUUGUUGAUGAGGACCUCUGGGCAGAGCUCAG